Messenger RNA from Helobdella robusta, 504 nucleotides. RefSeq lists its product as hypothetical. Lineage: Eukaryota; Metazoa; Annelida; Clitellata; Rhynchobdellida; Glossiphoniidae. The record is from RefSeq and is a predicted model, not a curated record. The transcript has a single exon. The coding region runs from base 1 to 504 and encodes 167 amino acids.
AUGGGAGUCCACUUCGGUCCAAACGGAGCAUCCAUUUUCGGCCCCAGAAUCAACCCUGUACACGCAAACAUUUUCGGUCAGCAUCACAAUCUCGUGUACCCACCGGCCAUUUUCUUCAACGCUCACCGCACUGGUCCCAGUAAUUUCUCGGCGGCCUUUCAAGGCAUCAUGCAGGCAAGCAAAAACUUUCGUUUCGAGGGAAAUAAAAUUUUAAAUGGGAACAACAACAACAACAACACUGAAAAUAACUACCACAACAUCAACAUUGGAAAUAACAUUAACAACCUCAUUAACAACAACAACAACAACAACGGCAGCAGCAGCAAGGACAACAUAGCGAAUCAGUUUUUGAUAGAUAAAGACAGAACAUUAUCGGACCCAUCAGCGUCCAUGUUUCCACAACAACACGCUCAUUACUUGCACCAACAUCGUCACCACAAACUCGCAAUAUCCACACAGAUCGGCUUAACGACAACGACAAACGUUCAACAGCCGCCGUUAUAA